GCGAGCGGACGCCUCUUCAGUGUUGUUCUUUGUAUGUGAAUUUUCAGUGGAAAUACGUACGAAUGUUUUCACAGCAAGUUUUGAAACUUCGGGCAUGUUUUAUUGUGUGAUUGUAUAGAAGUGUAAAAACGGCAAAGUUGUAUAUUAAUCCUGCGGGUACAGUUUUUGCGGCGUGCUUUUUGAGUUGUUUUUUUUUAUUGUUUUGUUUUUUGUAGUUUUUAGUUUUGUGUUGUUUGUGGUUGGGAUUGUACGGAGUUUAUUUUUUGAUGACUGGGACCGGAGGCUAGGGUCCAAAGGACUCGCGUGACCCUCUAAUGGUUUAAUCCAUUUGCCGCAAUGGAGAGAAGGGACGAGCUCCACCGCUGCAGCAUAGCCAAGCAGACCAUCCUAACCACACACCCGAGCGGUCUGCAGACCAGGGUAUCAGUGGAACUUGCUAAUUUCGACGCGCUAUGUGUGCAUUCAGAGUGUAAAACCAAGAAACCCCUAUGGGAGAGCCCAUUUAUGAAUAGAAGAGGAGUUUUGGGUGGAGUUUCAGCAAACGUUACUCCCAUUCUUGGGAGGCGGAGUGAUGUGGUGAAUGAGGGGAGGUUGUCCCAGCAAUGUACUCCAGUGAUGCGGCGCAGGGAGGUGGACAGUCCUGGUGGUUCUCCCCUGCUUGCCAGGCGGGAGCUGGAGGAUGAGGAGGGGUGUGACGUGGACAACAGUGUCAUCAGUGGCUGGUUGAAGUUCCGGGACAACAAACGGUGGAAGUCUCGCUGGGGCGUCGUCACCAAGCUGUCUCCCGCUGCAGACUGCCUCCACCUACAGCUGUACCGGGACCCCAAGGACCGCUACAAGAAGGGGCAGACCAAGGCGUCGCUGUCGCUGCAGCACUUCCUCGGCUUCGAGUCGGGCUUCACGCUGGACAAGGAGUCCAACACCAUCGCCAUCAUCUGCCAGGACGUCACUGUGGUUUUAGCAUUCGAGACCAGGGAAAGACUGAUCGCCUGGCAGGUGAAGGUGGGCGGGCAACUGGGCUGUUCCAAGGAGUACCUGGUGAUGAUCGGCGGCGGCUCGAGGAAGCUGCCUGCGGGCCCGGCCAGGCUGCACAUCCAGGGACGAAGGUUUGCUCUCACCAGCGGGGUGCCGCCUCGCCUGCUGGGGUUAUGGGAGCUAGCUCAUUUGAGGCGUUACGGCGUAGUAGAGGGCCGAUUCUGCUUCGAAGGAGGCUCGCACUGCGGGAAGGGCGAGGGUCUUCACAUGCUCAUGACAGACCAGGCUCAAGACAUCGCUGAUGCUUUUGAUCAGGCCGCUCAAGGGAAACUACAACAGAAGGCAACUACCCAAAGGACAGCUGAUCGUGCAACUAAAUCUCGACCAAACACAAGAUUAUCGGAUUUCAAUACAACUGAUCCAAAUCUUCUUGACACAGCUAGUGCACUUUAUGAGGAAAACUACUUUGGCGAAGAUUGUGGAGAGAUUUCUCCCUUUUGGCCAUCGGCAGAAGCACGAGGAUUUGACGAAAGAGAAUAUAGACCAGAAACAGAAAUAAGUGUGAAACCACCGUGGAGCGGGGCAGAUCACGUCACAUUAGAAAGAUGCAAUAAUUGUUUGACAAAACUCGGUGGCUUGACUCAGUCUUCAACUGUAACUUUAAAUACACGAGGUAAUUUUAACCCAGCGUGGACUAUGGAAGCUGUUCCUGAAAGUAGUUCUGACAAUUCCUCUAACAGUACGGAAUACUUUACACCGAACGCGCCGAAAAGAAAUCAAGACUCAUGUCAUUGCAAAGAUCAGCCUCCGCAAAGACCUCCAAAACCCCUGCAGUAUGACAAGAAAAAACCGCCAGCUCCAUUGCCUCCACAAGCUUGUAAAUGUAACUCAAAUGAUAUUUUUUGUCCAAGCAGUAAUCCAAAAGUUGGCCCAUAUGAAAACUAUGAUGUUCCCAAAGUAGCACAUAGUGAGGUAGUGGAUAAUGCAGAAUAUUAUGACACACCAAAAAGGAUAAAAAAAGCUUUAGCUGAUGAUCUUUUUCAAGUUACCCAACCUUCUGUACCUGGAUCACUAGUGUUAAAGAAAAAAUGUGGUUGUAUAUUGAAGUUUGGGUCAAAAAAGAAUCCAGUUAUAAUAGACAGCGAUGAAAAUCUGCAGCCCGAUGAUUGUCCGUGCCAAAAAGUUACAAACUGGGCAAACACUUUAAUUAGUCUACCGUAUUGUAAAAGAAGCACAAGUAGUGAAAGAUUAAACACAGAACUCAGUAAUACCAAUAAUGAUGAUACCGCUAUUUAUGCUACUGUAGAUAUUUCUAGAAAAACUAACCGACAAAGUACUGUUUCUGACCAAGACAAAAGUCACGAUGGAGCCAGUGCUACAGUAUUUACGAAUUAUCAAAAUGUGGAUAUUCGUGACGAUAAAGCAUUUGAAGGUCCAUAUGCUAAUUAUGAAAAUCUUGAAUUUGCUUUAUCAUUAGAGUAUUAUGAAAACGCUAAGGAUUUACUAAAGAAAGCAGGAGUCACCCAGAGUGAACUUGAUGCUCUUAGCGCUAAUAUAGAUUUAGCAACCGCAACUUUACCACGAAAACCGAAGACUUGUGUAAAAUGUAACCACCAUAAGUCUCUAACUGGCAAUGAGACUCAUAAUAAAACUGAUGAAUAUUUAUUGAUGGAACCACCAAACGAUGUCAGGCGAAAUAUAGUGUGUAGAACUGUAGGUCUUAACCCUGGAUACACACCUAUGUCUCCAAAUCCUAAUUGGUCACAAAGUUUGAAGCACCCCAUCUCGAAAGUUCAUAGAGCUGAAAUAGAGAAGUCACUAAGUAUACCAACGUUAAAUGGUAGUGGUUGUCAUACAUUUGACGUCUCUCCUAAUAUCAGUAAGGAAGCAAAACGAUCCAGUUCAGUAGACUCAGCUAGACUUUUAGAAGAUUUAAAAGAAUUUGAUAGUAGCAUAGGCAGCCAUGCAACAACGUCAUCUAUGGAAACAUUAAGAAAUUUGGCCUUAGAGAAUAGAUUGUCGUCCCCCAGCGAAAACGACCGAGAAUGUUACGAGUGUUGUAAAUCUUCUGGGUCUGAAAAUAAGACUUCUGAAGACAGUUUUUCCAAAGAUAUACCACAUUUACGGAAUAAACACAUGGAUAACGCUGCAAUCAAAAGAUCAUCUAGUGUUCCUUGCAAAGGUGGUAAUCGAGAUUCAUCGAGUUCGAAUGACUCAGGUGUUUCCAGUUGUUCCUUAAAACAUGGUGUUGGAGAAUUUCAAGAGUUCGAAAUGCCUCUAACAUCAGGUAGUUCCAGGUAUCAAUACAUGGUACAUAAGAGAAUGCGAGGGAAUCUAUCAGGAUCAAUACAUUCCUCAUUGCCACGGAAAUCUAAAUCAUCGGAUCCUCUAAGAGACCAACCAAUGCAGUUGCAUAAAAGUCAUGGUACUGCUAAGUCAUCUUCAGCUGAAGCUGAGGUUCCUGUACUACCUCCAAAGCAGUUCAAAGGAGUAUUGGACACGCACAGCACGUCUAGCGGCACCUCGGACAUGUCUGACUACAUUGAAACUCUGUCCUUGACUUCUUCACACUCUUCUUCGGAUAAUCAAAGUGGAUUGAGGAUAAGUCGACAACCGACGAACACCCUCCGACCUCGCUCCGGCAAGGAGUACCACAACCUCGACCCCAUCAUCACGUCUAUGUACAAAAACGGGAAGAAUAUCGGAAACUACACCAAUCUGCCAUAAAAUGUCCUCGUAAUUAUAUUGUGAUUAUAAACAGAAAAGCAUGAAAUUGGUGAGAUGAGACUGGGCGGUAGAUAAUUACUGUUUUACAUAAACUCAAUACUCUACAUCAAUAAAUCUUUGUUGUCUACGUAAAAUGUUUGUACAUAAACUUAAACAUCGCUCUCUAGUUGUUGAUGUAGGAAGGGAGUUAGAAUUUGUUAUACAAAAUAAAUACGAAGACGCUUGUGUGUAAACUAUUGGCUCCUACCCAAUAUGCGAUAUAUGUGUUUGAGUUGAGUAUCAAUACACUAUACAAUCACAUUAAACACUGAUUGUUUCAUAUUUUGAAAUUUAAGUUUAAUUAUCAACAUCCACAGCACUUCUUCUUUCUUUUUCUUUCUUACUUCCCAAUAUUUCCUCUGCAAAAUAUGUAGAGGAAAUAUUGGGAAGUAAAUACGAGUAAUAAGCAUGAAACAUUUAAAUAAAGAGGCCAAAGAUUUUUUCUGUUUUCAUAGAAUUCAGGAACAUGAAAACCAUAAUUUUCAUUGAAAUAAUAUGCUUAUAAUUCUCUACCCUCAGUAAAUUUCACCAAUAAUUAAUACUAUUAUUGUGGACUGCAUAAAUAUAAUAUUUGCAGCUAGAUUGGAUAAUGAGUAUGCAUCCAACUUUAAAUAAUUUUAUGCUAAAUCGUAAUGAUAGAGGUAUUUUAUUGUAAGUAAAGAGAAACAAAGGUUGUAAUGAAAAUCAUAUUAUGCUUCUUAAUAAUAAUAUUUUUUUGCCUUGCUCACAAACGUUAAUUUCAUUGUUUUUAAAAGAAACUUAGUUGAUUGCUUAUUAUGUUUAAUUUUACUCUACAUAAAUAAGCCAAAAAGCUUCGAAAAAAGGUAACCUUUUUUGUUUUGACCGAGGCACUCCCGUAUCCCCAGAUUACUUAAACUUAGCUAUCGCAUGUAAGCAAGGCUCGUCGUGUUAAUCUCUAUAAUGUAUCUGGAAACGAUUUGAUAUAAUUUAGUGGACCGAGCCAACCUGUACUUCAACUCUUCAACAACAACUUAGCAACGGCAAAUAAUUUCAACAAAUUGUCCUACAGUACACACAUUGCAGUAAACUACAGCAGUCCGUCAGACGUAAUCAUUGACUUUUAGAUUUGUCAAACUAACAAACGAAUUUAAAAUGUUUAUUAAACUCUCUAAUUAACAAAUUGAUGCUAUGUGUUAUUAUUAACAAUCGAUAUAAUAAUAUCGAUUCUCGAUUUUUACUGUAACUUCUAAUACACUACGAAUAAUAUAUGUUAAAUGAUGUUGAGUUUGUACAUAAUAGACUUAUGGCGAAAAUUAUCUAAAACAAUGUUUGAGUUAAUUGCCAGAAGUUGCACAAGAAGAACAUGUUACGCUUGCGCUUGUGUCCGGUACGCUUAGGUUUCGAUAGUAUAAAUUACUUACUAUAAUAAUUCUGAGAUAGCUCAGACUGAGAGUCUUAUUAACUGGGUAUGCAAAUUUUUAUCCUAUGUACAAUUUAUUCACCUACAUUAUUACAAGGGGCGUUUGAAAAGUUAGUAGCCAUCUUCAUCAAAACCCUCAAAAAAUGGAUAGACCUCUUUGAGAUCUACAUUUUUGGAUUUUUUUAAACUCAUAGGUGGUUUUAUCAACUUAAGUAAGAAAUAAAAGUUUGAUAGAACUAGAAUAUGUGAAGUGAGGUAAGGUUACAAAAAAAUACAAAACCACACUGAUGAAUUUCUGCUUUCAACCGACAUGUGAACUCGCACAUUAUCCUGAUGAAACAAAACCUUUCUUCUCAAUAAUCCUGGCCGUUUUUCUAUAGCUUCUCCUCUGAAGAAUCGCAGCAGAUUUCAAUAGUAAGCUGAGUUUAUAGUUACAACUUUUUUUAUGUAAUCCACCAUAAUUAUAUCCCUAAAAUCUCAGAAAACUGAAGCCAUUACUUUUCCAGCGGAUAAAACCGCUUCUGCAUUUUUGAAAUAGCGAAUUCUGGUCGUGUCCACCUUUUAGACUAUACUUUAGUUUCUGAAGUAUAGUAAAGUAUAUGUAUUACUUACUUCACUUACUUACUUUAUUAUUUACUUCAACGGGAUCACGUGGGAAAUCGUAACGAAUGCAAAUAAAUGAAUGAAAUUUUAUACUAGUGAAUAUUGUAGCUUCAAUAAAAUGAGGGUACUUUAAAAACAGUAUGACAUUCCGUUAUGUCGAUAUGUUAGGCUACAAACUUUUCUAACGACCCUAGUAUAUUUGCUGUGAAACAAAAACGAUAGCUAUUGUUUAGAUUUGACCUCAGCCUAACAAAAUAUAGAAUUUACAUUUAUAUGAAAUAAGACUGACAUUAUAUUUUAUUUUCCAUUGUUUUGAUAAUUUGUGAUCCAUAUUCUUUAUUUUAUUUAUUCUAAUAAGGAAUCUAGUCAGACAAAUGCUUAAGAUAAUGUAUUUAGUUGAUUAUUUUCGUUAUCGUUUUGGUGUGGCUGCUCUACGUUUUUUAAAUGUUUAUUUGGAGCGUUUUAAAAUGGUAGGUAUGAUUGAGACCGACGAAAUACUAAAACAAUAGUAUAUAUGAAUUGUUUUGAUGUGGCACAUAUAUACACAACCGAUGAGAUUGUUUAUGAGACGGUAAACGUUAUUUUCUUGGAAAAGUGUCUAAAAACUGGCCAAUUAUUUAAAAUCGUUAGUCAGGCACUAGUGAAUGUGUUGAGGUGUCAUGUAAGAGUAAUAAAAAGUAUAUUAUCUGUACUUCAAGAUAGAGGUGAAGUAAAAUCUACCACGUUAAACAUUUCCAUCUCUAACAGUCUACCAAGAGGCUGAGACAAAGUCUAUUUUACGCUAAGUACGACUCAUGAUCAAAUUGUAUGAAGAUUCCAUUUUAGUUUAGCGGUUUUUGGCAGCAGUAACCAAGCUAUUACUUUGUGUGGCGGAUCGGCUCAACGAAUGAAUGUUAAUAGUUUAUCGUGGCGCUAACUUCGUGGCGCGAGGCAAGCCAAGUCUCGGCUUGUCCGAGUGCCAGCCGAUAUUGUCUGUAGUUUUUUUACUGUCAUCACACAUGAGGCGAGUGCCCAGAGCCUCCAUUUUAUGGGGCCUCUGAGCAAAAGCCUCUAAUGUUAAUACUAUUUACUCCAUUGUAUAGUUUAUUAACAUUCAUUCGGCUUAUCUUGACCUUGAAACAUUUUAAGUUCUAGAGUUUCUACGAAUAUAAUAUGUCGUAAGAACACUUUGUUUGUACAUUUGUCAAAUAAUCGUUAAAAUUGUAAGAAAAUUUUUAUGGGCUGAUGUGGAUCCUGAUAAUUCUUAAGAUCAUGACAUUUAACGUAAGCGGUGGAUUCACAUACGUUAUGGUGACACUGUGAAAAUAAAAGAAUGCUAACAAUAUAUUUAAUAAUAUAAUUUGGGGCAACUACAUUGCAUGUUUUGUAAAGUGAGAAGCUUACCCCCGAAGUAUUUAAUUUUAUCGCCAUUAUGUAUGUGUAUAAAAGUGUAAGCUACCCACCAAGACCUAAAAUGGAAAUCAAUAAUUUCUGAAGAUCACCUACCUAUCAUCAUCAUCAAAUGCGGAACGUUGAAGUACUUUUAGUUACUUUUAUUAGUAAAGUCAGACCUUUUCCGAUCGCAAUUAGACAAGCCUAAAUAAAUUUCAGUCUAGUACCAAUUAAUAAAAUUUACGUAUGUCUCUAUAAUACUCUAGGGGCAAUAACAUCUCACUGUUUAGAAGAUUUUAGGAAUGUGUUUGUUAUGUGAGAACUUAGUCUUUUAUUUUGUUUUCAAAUGCAUCAUUAGAACGCAAAGUGAACAGUAGUAUAUAAUGUAAAGUUGUAUAAAUGUCCGGGGUGAGCACACAACGAGUAACCGUAGCGGGUAGGAUGUAACUGCGUUUUGUACCAUGUUUAUUACUCUAUGUAACCGCUGCUGUUACAUAUUCUAGCCCUAAGAUAAUUAUAAGAUAGAGAACAAAUAUAUCUAAAAUACUUUCGACUAUGUUUGAUAUAAAACAAAAAUCACCAUUUACAUCACAUGAAUUUUUUUAUAGGUCAUCUUUUUGCGAAAAAUCUAUACGUCAUCAAUUAUUAUAUAAUAAUUUUACAAAAUAACUGUCUUAAAUAUUAUUAAUUGACUAAAUAAAAUUUGUUUGUAACGAUUUAAUUAAAAACUACUCGACUGAUUUUAAAAAUUGUUCGACCAUUAAAAGCUCACAAACCAAUUGUUCACAAGUAAAAAAAAACUACUAAAUUUAAUCCCACGGGAACGCGUAUUACGCAGUUUAAUCCCUCGAUAGUGACAGACGUGAAUUUAGCUUUUAUGUCAGAAAAGCUUAAAUAAAUAUGAAAUGACGAUUUAUAACUUGCUAAACUUUUUAAAUAAAAUGAAAACCAGUGAUUUGUUUCUAUUCUAUUGACCGAACACCAAUUUAGACAGAACAAUAACAAUUAACUUUUAUUAUUUCAAUUGAAACUUAUAUACUAUAGUAUUGAUAAUAAUAAUUUGAAUAGAAUCCCAAAUGGUCUAAAUAAUAGGCAAUCAACUCGUAUAUCAUUAAAAUCAUUUACUUAGUCACCAGCAGUGUCCCAUGGUAUCCCUUGACAAUAAUGAGAUAUUAAUAUGUAGCCUACGUUCUAUUUGUAAACAGUCUAUCUGAAGGCUAAAUUUCAUCCUGAUCCGUUUAGCUAUUCUCCUAACUUAUACAGAUAAUAGCUAUAACAUACAGAGGGAGAUGGCGAUGAUUACCUUUUUUUUACUUUAGCCCGUGACUACAAUGUCAUGUGAUGGUAAGUUAUGAUGCAAUCUUAAAUGGAAGCGGGCUAACUUGUUAGGCGGAGGAUGAAAAUUCACAACCCUUUCGGCUUCUAUUCAACAUCGUACUGGAACGCCAAAUCGCUUGGCGUUACGUCUUUGCUUUGUAGGGUGGUAACUAGCCACGGCCAAAACCUCCCACCAACCGGACCUGGACCAAUUAAGAAAAUCUUAAUAGGAUAGCCGGGGAUCGAACCCAGGACCUCCGUCUUGUAAGUCCACCGCGCAUUCCACUGCGCCAAGUUCGUCUAUACACUUUAUCUAUAAUAGUCGACGCUCCGCUGUUUUACGAACGUAAUUUCCGUUCUCGUGAAAUUACUCGAAUACAAUAUAACCUAUGUUACUUGGAGAAGAUGUAGUUUUAUAAUGGUCAAACAAUUUUUAAAUUCGGUUGUUUAUUAAUUAAAUCGAAACAAACAAUCCAAGAUGAACUCGAAUCAUAACCCUAAAGUAUUUAAACUAAUUCUAUAACAUUAGUUUAGAUAUCAAACUUUGUUUAAAUUUUUUUUAGUUUUUAAUUCUAGCAUAAAGUCUGCUGUGAGAAAAUAUUAAAUUCAAAAUUUCACUCAGCAAUAGUUUUCUGUUUAUAACUCGUAACUAUUCAUUUGUCCGCGGCAAACUGUAUAAAGCCAACACAUAACUUUGUAGUUCGUACGAAACGAAUGAUGCAUUGAAAUGUAAAAAUGUUUCCUCUUCAAUAAAGAACUAAAACACAGUUUCGUUUCGCUGUGACUGCGCGGUGAGUGUGAAUGGGCGCUAACGAUUACUUGCAAUGUAAUUAAUGACCUAAAGCCUUUCAUCCGACAUGUACAGUAUAAAGCUUUUAUUUCCCAUUUAAAAAGAAGUACGAUUGAAAGUUUAUAUUUAAAUCGUAUUUCUGUUCUAUUAAUUUCAACCUAAAAUAGGUACGAGUAAGUACAAUAAAUUUAUAUUUACCUUUCUUUAAAAAAACCUUAAAUUCAUAUAUUUAAAUAGGCCUACUAAUAGAUUUUUUUAAAAAGAAGCUGUAAAAUAUUUAUUCUUAUUAUCCUUAGAAUUACUACAAUACUUUAUGUUACUAUUUAUUAAUUUUAAAUUACUUAAUAUUUAUUUAUGAUUAUAAGACUUUGAAAUUUGAAUAAUUUAAUAAAAAUAAUAAUCAGUGACAUAAUUUUAAUAACAAUUUUGUCGCGAUGUUCAUAAAACGAUUUGUAUAAAACUCAUCCUUAUGUAUGAUAGAGUCGACUUGAUCUAAUACCUACCUAUUGUAUAAUACCUACAUAUCUGUAGUUAUAUCGCUAGCAUGUACCCCUCCCCCCCUCCCCCUACCGACUACCCUCAAGUUACCUUUGUAUACCUACAUAUAAAUAAACAUUAUAGUUAUUUGU
Bicyclus anynana (squinting bush brown) is the source of this 9832-nucleotide messenger RNA. RefSeq lists its product as uncharacterized. The transcript has 10 exons. NCBI's taxonomy places the organism in Eukaryota, Metazoa, Arthropoda, Insecta, Lepidoptera, Nymphalidae. The record is from RefSeq and is a predicted model, not a curated record. Gene Ontology annotation, biological process: neuromuscular junction development; positive regulation of protein tyrosine kinase activity. The coding region runs from base 337 to 3702 and encodes 1121 amino acids. Gene Ontology annotation, molecular function: protein kinase binding.